Messenger RNA from Salvelinus fontinalis (brook trout), 6764 nucleotides. Its product is annotated as serine/threonine-protein phosphatase 6 regulatory subunit 2-like. The record is from RefSeq and is a predicted model, not a curated record. NCBI's taxonomy places the organism in Eukaryota, Metazoa, Chordata, Actinopteri, Salmoniformes, Salmonidae. The coding region runs from base 560 to 3760 and encodes 1066 amino acids. Gene Ontology annotation, molecular function: protein phosphatase regulator activity; protein phosphatase binding. The transcript has 26 exons. Gene Ontology annotation, cellular component: cytosol; nucleus.
GCAGAGGCAUGAAGGCAUGAAGCAUUCAUAUUUAUUUGUAUAAACCUAUCUCUAGGCUAGUUGCAGUUUUGAAUAACGCCGGCUAGUCAAUGUUGGAAGUACCCUUCUGACUGGGCCGCCUAGUUAGCAUUUUAAUAAUCUCCUGUUAUUUUUACUAGGAGCGUGCAGUCUGGGCUAUGUUUUAAUGGUGCUACACAUUUUUGGGGGACUUGUCAAGAAUAUUCAAGAUGCGCAGUAUCUUUGGUACAACAAUAAACCACACAUGCUCGGCGUAGAUUUGAUUGCUCGUUCCCGCAAUAGUGUCCGCCAUUUUGAUUUAAAAUAUGUGAGAAUCGUUCUCUCUCUUGCUCCAAUCUUCAGGAUAAAAGCGACAACUAAUUUACUGAACCUGGGAUUGUCCUAUACACAGUUGGAAGGGUCAGGCAGCUUCUGGUUGCAGAGGUAGUGAUGGAGUGUAAGUGUAUCAUCCAUAUAGAUUCAUGACCAUUCCUACCUGCAUAUUUGAAAUAAAUGACUGAAGAGGUCUGACCUAGGAUACACGUUUUACUAAGCAGCAGCCAUGUUCUGGAAGUUUGACCUGCACACGUCAUCCCAGCUGGAGGCCCUGCUUGAGAAGGAAGAUGUCACGCUCACUGAACUCAUGGAGGAGGAGGACGUACUGCAGGAGUGCAAGGCCCAGAACCGCAGGCUGCUUGUCUUCCUGUCCCAGGACACCUGCAUGCAAGAGCUGCUGCACCUCAUCACCACAGAGCCCCCUGCUGGUCUGGAAGAGAUCAAACGCUUCAAGCACCCUAACAUAGCAUGUGAGCUGCUGACGAGUGAUGUAGGGGUGAUAAAUGAUAAGCUGGGGGGAGAGAAGCCCCUUCUAGACAUCCUGUACACCUUCCUGGAGCAGCCCCCUCCCCUCAACCCCCUCCUCGCAUCCUUCUUCAGCAAGACCAUUGGAAACCUCAUCACACGCAAGAGCGAACAGGUGAUCUUCUUCCUGCGGGGAAAGGAGGGUUUCCUGGGUCUGGUUCUUAAACACAUCAACACAUCGGCCAUGAUGGACCUCCUGCUACGCCUCAUCAGCUGUGUAGAUCCUGCUCCUCUCCGACAAGACACACUCAACUGGUUGAAUGAAGAGCGGCUGGCCCAGAGGCUCAUAGAACUCAUUCACCCUGGGAAAGACAAGGAGAGACAGUCGAAUGCGUCCCAGACUGUGUGUGACAUCAUCCGUCUGAGCAGAGACCAGGCCAAUCAGCUCCAAGAGAACUCUGAGGCCGACCCUCUGCUCGCCGUGCUGGAGUCGCAGGAGUGUGUGAGUCAGCUGCUGGACAACAUGUUUGUGGGAGAGAGCACAGAGAGCUGCAUCGUCUAUGGAACUCAAGUCCUUCUCACCUUACUGGAGAUCAGGAGGCCGGGAGUGGAUGGUGUGCUGGAUGUGUGUGUUCUGGGAUAUGAAAGGUGUGUCGUCAGCAGCAUCCUGCAGGCUGUCCAACCCCACCUCAAACACUACCACCAACUACUGCUGGAUCCUCCCGGGCGGACCCCCAUGCUGACCAGUCUAGGUGUGUUGGAGGUGCCACUGGGUAACUGUCGUCUCCAUGUGGCCAGACUAAUGGCCUCCCUACUACAGACCACUAACAUGAGUUAUUACACCUGUUUUGACGACACGAUUUACAACAACACCGUCACACUGGAGCUCUGCAGACUCCAGACCAUAAACCUCCUACUGGACCUGUUCUUUAAGUACACCUGGAACAACUUCCUGCACUUCCAAGUGGAACUGUGUGUGGCAGCCAUCCUCAGCCACUCUUCUCAGGAGGAGAGGCCCCAGGUUGGCCUGGUUAUCCAGGAAAGGCCCUUGGUUCCCCUGGAGGACAUUCCCCAGGCCCGCUUUGUGGCCCAGGAAAAACCCAUGUUUCCCCAGGCGGAGAAUCCUCAGGGCAGCCUCUCGACCCAGGAAAAGCCCAGGCUUCAGCAGAUGCCCCAGGAAAAGCAGGCCUUGCCUGGCCCCAAACCACCACUGCCCUCUCUUCCUCCUGACAUCUCCACACAUAACCCACUGGUGACCCAUUUGUUUCAGGACUGUCGUCUGGUUCAGAGGAUAUUGGAGGCCUGGGAGGAGAAUGAUAAGACUCAGGCGGAGGGGGGUAUGAGGAGAGGCUACAUGGGUCACCUGACAAGAAUCGCUAAUACUGUAGUCUGUAACAUGGAGAAAGGACCAGUCCGCAUCCAGAUCAGCAGCCUUAUUACAGAGCUGCCUAAGGAUUGCAGGGGGCGCUGGGAGAGCUUUGUAGACCAGGACCUGACAGAGACCAACAGGAAGAACACUGUAGACCUGGUGUCUCACAACCUGCGCUCCUCCAGUGAAGACGAUGACCGACAGAGUCCCUUCCCCAAAGAGCUGUCACUGCAACAGACAUUCUCAGACUACCAGAUCCAGCAGAUGACUGCUAACUUUGUGGAUCAGUUUGGCUUCAAUGACGACGAGUUCUCAGAACACGGCGACAACAUCAGCGCCACCUUUGACCGGAUCAAAGAGAUCAAAUUCAACGUGGACACAGAGGACACUGCUAAGACUGCAGCAUUUGAGGCCUGCACUAAGGAGAAGAUCCAGUUGUUUGAUGAUAGCGAGGAAGAAGACAUCUGGGAGGAGAGAGAGAUCAACUAUACUAUGCACACCAAGUCUAGGACCAGGUUUGGGGGGCCACAGAUGUCUGUUGGAUUGGCUCAGAGUGAUGGAAUGAGCGAUACUCCUGAUAAGUCAACAGGUUCUGACACAAAGGAGGGGGAGGUGCCUAAUGAGGUCACAUGUCAGACUGAACACAGCAAGAACAUCAGCCAGAUGGAGACUGCACAGAACCCUGGCUGGGCAGCUAGUUUCGGGGAGGUGAACUUUAACUCCCACUCAUCUGGAGUGGACCCAUGGGGUAGCCCCGCCCCCAAGCCUGGAGUGGGCGUUGACCCAUGGGGUAGCCCCUCCCCCAAGCCUGGAGUGGGCGUUGACCCAUGGGGUAGCCCCUCCCCCAAGCCUGGAGUGGGCGUUGACCCAUGGGGUAGCCCCUCCCCCAAGCCUGGAGUGGGCGUUGACCCAUGGGGUAGCCACGCCCCCAUGCCCGGAGUGGGCGUAGACGCAUGGGGAAGCCCUGCCCCACAGCCUGUAACUACAGAGGCUGAGAAGGGCUGGGCCAAGUUCACUGACUUUCAGCCCUUUUGCUGUUCAGAGACAGGUUUGAGGUGCACUUCUCCAGUGGACUCAGAGAUCUGUGGGUCAGACAAAACUAAACCCAGCCAGGGAAUGAACCCAUGUGUGUGGAGUGUGUGUGUGGCGAGGAAGGCUCCCCUGGUAGCAUCAGACACCUCUUCAUCAGGAGGCUCAGACAGUGAGGAAGAGGAGGAAAAGACUGAAUCUGUUACUAUGGAGAUAGUAUCCAAGGAAAUGGUCACUACAGAGCCCAUCGUCACAACCGCCAGACUGGAGACCAUCAGACUUAACAUGAAUGUCAAGAAUGAGAGAGCUGGCUUCACCAGUGUAGGAGGUCUCCAACCACUGAGUGUGUUGCCUGUGGAGUUUGUUGCGUUGGGAGUGUGUUACAGAGUGUACAACACUUUGCAGACCAAACACCAAUGUGAGGUUGACAUGAAAGAGAAGGAAAAGGAGAAAAAGAGGGUGAUGGGUGGAGAAGACCUGCUUAAUGCCACAGCUGCUCCUCUCACAGAUCGGCCUGCCACCAUCACAAAAGAGACACCCUCCUCAGCAAACGGACCGGCCUAGUACUGCGCUACCACGACACUCACACACAUACACACUCCAUUCCCUAGUUAACACAACCACACUCCACUUCCCAACAACACUCUACUUCCCAACAACACUCUAUGCCAUGCAACAACCUGUAUUUGUGAGCAGUGCUGCCCUGUCAUUGGUCCGUGUCACGGACAUCUAUGGUGGAUGAGCGGGACAAAAAGCAGAAGAGAAAAGCCCAUUCAGAAUCCAGACCACAGCUCCUAAACACCAACAACCAAUAAACAGAUUAAUGUGUUGUUUGUACCUGCCCUUCUGCUGAAGUCUCUCCUACACACCUAUCACCACACUACACACUGGGACAUGACGUGUGUGUGUGUGCGCGUUAGUGCUGCACAAUUAAUCAAAUUCACAUUAAAUAUUGACAUGUGUAAUGUCCUUGUCUCAACAUCCAAAAUUGCAGCAAUAGUUUUAAAACGCCACUAAGUAAGGAAAGUUUUUAUAGUUUACUCUGUCGUCCCUCUUGCAGCAUAUUCCCACUCACACCAAGACUCUACCCCUGUCAAUCAAGCAGCGCAUUUCCUCCUCCUCUGUCAAAUGCAGUCCACAGAUUGUUCUAAACAAGACCGAUGCUUCUUUCCACUUUGCUUCCUAAUAUACAGUACCAGUCAAAAUUUUGGACAUACCUACUCAUUCAAGGUUUUUCUUUAUUUUUACUAUUUUCUACACUGGAAAGCUCCAACAGGUGCUUCGCAUAUGUGGGUACUCCUUCAAGAUUGUUGGAAAGGUAUUCCAAGUGACUACCUCCAUGAAGCUGGUUGAGAGAAUGCCAAGAAUUUGCAACGCUGUCAUCAAGGCAAAGGGUGGCUACUUUGAAGAAUAUAAAAUAUAUUUUGAUUUAACACUUCUUUGGUUACUACAUGAUUCCAUAUGUGUUAUUUCAUAGUGUUGACGUCUUCACUGUUAUUCUACAAUGUAGAAAAUAGUGAAAACACUUGAAUGAGUAGGUGUGUCCAAACUUUUGACUGGUACUGUACGUCAUUGUGUUUCUAUGAUUCCAACAGUUCACCCAAGUGUUUUGAUCUUCAUCACGAGUCAAAUCGCAAUAUUUGGUUAAAAAGAAUUGCUAUUCAUUUUUGUGGGCUAUCAUGCAGCUCUAGCACACGCAGGUGAUCCAGCUUUAUGUAGUCUUGAGACUUAGAGACGAGAUACUUUACUCCCGCUGUAGUCUUCCUCAGCCCAGAGCAAAGUCUGAGGCCUGGGGAGGAGGGGAAUGGGUAGUCAGUACUGACUGUAAGAUCCUCAAAGCCAAAAUGUGUUCCUAGUUUAAUUUAUUUGACUCAAUCAUUUUAUUAUAGAAAAUCCAGAAUGAUUAUGAAAAUCAACCACUAUCUUUCUCUCUCUUUGUGUGGACUAUUACAAGUAGUGAAGAUAUUGAUUGUGUCUGUGCUGUCUCUUCGCUUGCGUGUGGGUGUGUGUGGGAGAUUUGGGAUAUAUUCUCAGGUUAAAAGAGCAGUCCUGUGGAUGUGAUGAAAGCACACCUGUGUGACGUCACACAAACACACAGCAUGAGUACACACACACAGAUGAGACUAUAUAUACACACACAAACACAGCGUGAGGCAUACACACACACCACUACCUGAGCGCACACACACACACAAAGCGUCAGACAUACACAAACAGUCACACCCUUCCAUAUCACCCCUCCACAGAGCUGUGUAAAUGUAAUAUUGUGACAUUUGAACCUGUAUUAGGUUGUGGUAUAAUGUAAACGUAUUAUGUAAACAGUAUAUAAAUAAACACUUAUCUAUUUUUGGUAUCAAUUCAGAUGUAUCGGAAAGCGGUUUGCUGUGUGUGUUGAAAUGAGGCAAUAAUGACAGCUGUGUUUUGGUUUAUACCCCAGCAUCAGACCCUGUAACCCUGCUACAUGCUUUCACCUGGGUGUGUGUCUUCCAUAUACAUACAGUUUCACAUAGUUUUGGUGAAGGAGUUAAUGGAAUGCAUAUGUUCCAUUGACCAGAUUGGCGCACAUUCAACAAAUCUGAUCUACGAAGUGGAUAUUCAUCAAUUACAAAUAUGAUUUUUGUAUUGUAACAGGCCCACAAUGUCGGUGCUUAAGUCCGAUUUUGAGUUAUUUUGCUGCAUGGGACGCAGAUGAUAGCAUUUAGCAAACUCACAUUCACAUAAGCUGGCUAGCAUACAGAAAUCAGAGGUAGUCAAAUUUUAUUUUUAACUGUAAUGCAGUUGAUUGGUAACGAUGACAUGAACAUGUGUUGGGGUUGACAUCCAUACCAGCAUUAUACUCUGAUUUUUAGAGACUCGUGAUCUUUCCCCCACGCAUUUCCAUGGCAAUUCCAUUAUUUUGGUCAAGUUCGAUUGAUCUCUUUACUGCAUCUAUGCUACAAUCAUGCUCUAUCAUCCCAUCAGUAUCAAAAGAGCUCUCUCUCUCUCCCUCCUUUCUCUCAGAGCAUGUCCUUAAUGUUAUGUGGUUUUAUGUUUUUAAAGCACUUGGUGAUGGUGUCACAACCACCAAGGUUUUUCCUCACAGCUGAGGAGAUGUUUGACUUAAAGGAAUCUGUUUGACAUAGUUAUUUAAAAAUCUUAAUAUGUUAUAUGAUGGGUUUUUAUCCACAGAUCGUGAUGCCAAAGUGUCUUCCAGAGUGGGCUGGGUCUCAAUCCUAUAAGAGAUAGUCUUCUUCCUCAGAAGUGUCCAGGGGAUUAAAAAGGGUUGUGUAAGUGGUAAAGGCUAGAGACAAAUGAAAUAGGCUAGAUUUGGGACUGGGAGAGGGAUCCACCCUGAGUCAGGGUCUGAAAAGCUAACUAGUUGUGUGUACAGGGUUACAUCAUACCUUCACCCCAACACCACACUGCAUCUAACCCAUACGUGUGUGUGUGUGCUUUCUGAGGUCAGAAGUAUUUGGUAAAGGGCGUGGCUGCUGGUGGUUCAUUUCUGUAUAAGUAAUAGGUAUGUUACUGUUGUCAAACCCUAGCCUGUACGUUAAGAUAUCAAACUAAUAAAUAUGUCAAUCAUCAA